AUGCGAACGAGCACGCUGGCGCCUAGUGCGCUGGUGCCUAAAGCCUUGGCGCCGUGCGCGCUGGCGCCUAACGCGCUGGCGCCUUGCGCGCUGGCGUCUUGCGCGCUGGCGCCUUACACGCUGGCGCUUAACGCGCUGGCGCCGUGCGCGCUGGCGCCGUGCGCGCUGGCGCCGUGCGCGCUGGCGCCUUGCGCGCUGGCGCCGUGCGCGCUGGCGCCUUGCGCGCUGGCGCCGUGCGCGCUGGCGCCAUGCGGGCUGGCGCCUUGCGCGCUGGCGCCGUGCGCGCUGGCGCCGUGCGGGCUGGCGCCUUGCGCGCUGGCGCCUAACGCUUUGGCGCCUAACGCGCUGGCGCCUUGCGCGCUGACGCCUAGUGCGUUGGUGCCUUGCGCCUUGGCGCCUAACGCGCUGGCGAUUAGCGCUCUGGCGCCAGGGGGCCGCGUGAGAGGCCAUGUGAGAAAGUGCGUGAAAGUGCGCGUGUUAGUGAGCGCGAGAGUGCGCACUUGA
Molecule: messenger RNA, 504 nt
Organism: Closterium sp. Yama58-4
Lineage: Eukaryota; Viridiplantae; Streptophyta; Zygnematophyceae; Desmidiales; Closteriaceae
Source: the annotation of a GenBank genome assembly